AUGCUCUUAGACACGCUUAUAGAUCAAUAUCAAAAAGCUUAUGGACCUAACACAGAAUUGUCUCUGGAUGAAUCGUUGCUACGUUUUCGAGGCAGGCUAGGAUUUAGGGUCUACAUCAAGAACAAGAAAGACCGCAACGGAAUAAAAUUUAAUAAGUUGAUGACAUCUGAUGGAUACUUGUUGAAUAUGGAAAUGUAUAGUGGGCACCGCAGUGACCACACUAAAGAUAACAGCAAAACAGAAAAAGAAAAUCAUGGCCAUUUUUCUUUAACAGAAAAGUUAGUUCUGCGGCUAAUGAAACCUUACCUACUGAAAGGCGCACGAAUUGUUUAUGGAAAAACUAUUGAGAAUAUUGAGACCAAAGACGCAUACUAA
Acanthoscelides obtectus is the source of this 375-nucleotide messenger RNA. NCBI's taxonomy places the organism in Eukaryota, Metazoa, Arthropoda, Insecta, Coleoptera, Chrysomelidae. The record is from the annotation of a GenBank genome assembly.